CUAUGCCCUACCCUCGUGAGCCAUGUCGUAUAUAGAACUACCUGUGUUUUAUGCAGUGACGGAAACAUGAGGUGUACCUAAAAUAAAAAAUAAAAACAUUGCUGCUAACAAAAAGUAAACACCGCUAAAAUGGCGGGGUUAAUUGACUUUGACAUGCUCCUGGCGGCCAAUUCCGAGUCGCAGAACUUCACCUUCGGCUACCUGAAAGACGACAGCGUCCUGCUGACGCAGAAAAUUUUCCUCGCCGUCUCGGCCGUGUACGUGCCGCUGAUCACCCUGUCCAACUCUCUGGUCGUGUUCGGGAUGAUCCUCUACCCUGGCUUCUACAACUCCAACAACAUCCUCCUGCUCAGCUUGUCCGUGGCGGACCUUCUCAUGGGGAUCUACUGCCUCCCCCUCUACAUGCUCAGCUACAUAGACUCAACAAAAGCCAUGUUGUUCUCUAAACAAAGCACCUGUUUGAUUUUCCUCACCUCCCCCGUGUUAACGGCCGGCGCGUCGUUGUUGUCUUUGCUCUUUAUCACUUUAGACAGGUAUCUUGCCAUCAUGUGGCCCAUGAAGUACCGGCAAUUCAUCACGGUUGAGCGAACCAUGAAAGGCACGAUCAUCAUGUGGGUUUUGAUCAUAGCCUUGACGUUGGUUCCCUUCUUCGGCUGGCACAACUACAACUACGACAUCCGUAAUGUCUAUCUGCGCUGCUACUUCUACCAGACGUUGCCGAAGUACUACGUGCUCAUGAUCGUUCUGGCGGGCGGGGCGCCUGUACUCUUCGUCUGUACGAUCCUCUACUCCCAAAUUCUGGUCGUCGUCUGGUCGCAGGUGAAAGCUUUUGAAAAACAGGGCAUCGGGAAAAAUGACGAGCAGUCGAUCAAGUUGAGGAACCGAAUAAAAACCGUCAAGAUGACGUCGAUGCUGAUGCUGAUGUUCAUCAUCAUGUGGUUGCCUUUCAUCGUCAUCUCCCCAGUCACGUACUUCAACGUCUCAAAACGAGACGUUGAAAUCAUAAGGUGCGUCUCGCUCAUCCUCUCCUUCGGGAAUUCCCUACUCAACGCGCCGAUCUACGCUAUAUUCAGGGAAGACUACCGAGAAGUCUACCGGAUCAUGCUGGUGACCUGCCCUUGGCGAUGGCGGGCGACCUUACGGGAGAUGUAUCGGGAAAAACACGGGAUGGGGUUUUUCCGCAACCCGGACGAGAAAACGACCUUCGCCCAAAGCUCCUUUGCUCGGGACUCCAUCACGGAACAAAAUUUCGACGCGGCCGCACGCUACGCGAGCAACGUUGAGACCGGGUCGUCCCACUCUUCCGCGUCUCACAGCAACGUGGAUCCGGUGAGGAGACUGACCGUGGAGACGGCAAAAAGAAGUAAGGAGGAGAGUAAAAAAGAUAGUGCAUCUGAGAGAAGCCAGUCUGUUGUAUCUGGAGCUGUAUCCCGUGCAAGCGAAGCGAUAGUGCGUGCUUGAAGUGUUUUUUUUUCUGUU
Messenger RNA from Physella acuta, 1479 nucleotides. Its product is annotated as adenosine receptor A3-like. NCBI's taxonomy places the organism in Eukaryota, Metazoa, Mollusca, Gastropoda, Physidae. Gene Ontology annotation, cellular component: membrane. Gene Ontology annotation, molecular function: G protein-coupled receptor activity. Gene Ontology annotation, biological process: G protein-coupled receptor signaling pathway. The record is from RefSeq and is a predicted model, not a curated record.